Messenger RNA from Sclerotinia sclerotiorum 1980 UF-70, 171 nucleotides. RefSeq lists its product as hypothetical. The coding region runs from base 1 to 171 and encodes 56 amino acids. Lineage: Eukaryota; Fungi; Ascomycota; Leotiomycetes; Helotiales; Sclerotiniaceae. The transcript has 2 exons. The record is from RefSeq and is a predicted model, not a curated record.
AUGUCUAGCCUAUGUAAACCCAGAGCUGGGUUAUGUGACAACAAGAUACAACAUGAUGAAGUAACGUGUUUAAUUUCCAUGUUCCAAUUACUCGAAAACGCCAUCAACUUCCUCCUUAUUCCGUCCGACAUGGGUAAUGUAACCCCAAAGUCGAGUAAAGAAAUACAGUGA